Molecule: messenger RNA, 3054 nt
Organism: Hydra vulgaris (swiftwater hydra)
Lineage: Eukaryota; Metazoa; Cnidaria; Hydrozoa; Anthoathecata; Hydridae
Biological process (GO): protein autoprocessing; intein-mediated protein splicing; multicellular organism development
Molecular function (GO): DNA binding; zinc ion binding; GTP binding
Source: RefSeq, a predicted model, not a curated record
GCCCAGAAAGAAAUAAUUAUUGCUCAGCUUGCUUCAAAAAUUUAUCAAAAGACAAACUAGAUAUAUGUCUGGAUUUAGAGUCAACAUUGCAAGAUAAAAGUGGUGUGAUGUGUGAUGCAAACAAAGAUUUUAUUUCUAGUUUACACAAACAGUAUUUUGAUCCGAUGCCACUAACUUUUGAGAGAAUGCAGCAAGAGGCCGAGCAACUUGGCUUAAGUUAUGGAUAUACAGGUCAAUUAAAUCCCCGCCAAAAACUCAUUUCGUAUAUGUAUCAAUCUGAUAAUGCAAAUCGUUGUCCAUUUAAAACCACUUGCAUGCUAUUUGGACAAAGUGGUGUUGGAAAGUCCUCGUUUAUUAAUCAUUUGAUUGGACAUGAUUUAUUGAAAACCAAUGCUUAUACAUCAGAAACAAGAGAUAUACAAGAGGUUGUUUUAACAAUCAAAGAGCCUUCACUUGAUGUUUCUAAUUUACAACUGACAUUUGUUGAUACUCCAGGAUAUUUUGAUGAUGAUGGUGACAAGCAAGAUAAAAGAAACUAUAAUGCUUUAAAAGAGUAUAGAAAAAAAAAUUUUAAAGAAUAUUACCCCAAUCUAAUUUUUAUUGUAAUUCACGGUUCUGAUAAUCGGUUUUUAAAUGGUCCAUUAAAAAUGUUUCUUAAAAAGCUCAAAAAACUUGAUCUAAUUUGUCCAACGUAUCCCAACGUUAUUUGCCUUUUUACUUAUGCGACAUCUUUUUUAAAUGGUUCAGAAGAAAAUAUUGAGGGAAAAAAAAAAAGGUUAAUUGAUUUAUGCUUUGAUAUGUUAAAAGUAAAGGUAUCUGUGGCUUACAUUGAUAAUGAUUACAAAAAUUUGAAAAAGCAAGGAGACUGGACUGUACUAUCAGAUGGUACUCUUCAGCCUUUUAAUGUGUUUGAGUGUGCAAAAAUGUUAAUGAAAGGUACUGACAACAAACCAAAGGGACUAAAGUAUAUUGAUCCUCUCGGUUUUAAAACAUUAGCAAGUUUUUUCAAAGCAUCUUCAAAUGAAUAUUUAAUUAAAACCAAUGUGAUUUGUAAUAAUGAUGAGAUUAGCGACUAUUCAAUGUCACAAUACUAUUCUGGUGAUGCAGAAGUUUUGGGCGAAAUAUUUGUUGGAAAAGGUUAUGAUGUUUUUUACGACAAAAUAAAAGAGACCAGUAUCUUUGAAUUAGAAGAAUCAGAAAAAAAUCAAGAAGAAAACCAUCAACAGUUUAAUAUUAAAAAAGGUUUUGAUAUCACUUGUGAUAAAAGCAAGACUUCAUAUUUUUUGGGACCAGAUUCAGAACUUUUUACAACACAACAACUGAAUGCAAUUGGAUUAGGUGAUAAAGUAGAAGCAAAAUUUAUUUUAAGCAAGAAAGACAAUUUAAAUGGUUCGUCUAUUAAAUCAAAUUUGUCAUAUUUUCAUGAAAUUAGAACUCACAAAUUGUGCAUACCUGAUACCAGCAAACUCAAAUUGAGCAAACUUUUUAAGGAAGCUGUUGUUACUUCUGAUUUUCCAACCUGUUUUGUAGCAAAUGAUUCUAAUGUUACAGAAUUUUUUAGAAAUUUUUUUGAGAGAUGGGGGUAUUACAUUGUAACAUUAGCAUAUUUAGGAGGGAGUGUUGAAUUAAAAAAAACUCAUUCGAACCAAAUUAAUGAAGAAUUGAUUAAAGAUCAACUAAAAUAUGGCCUAAAGAUGCUGAAACACGGCUUUCAAAAAAGUCAAGACUGUGGUAAAUAUUUUGAUCUAAAUCUAUCUUUAACAGAUAUAGAACUUAAUUGGAUUGGAGGCGUGUCAACAACGCAAAUUUCAAAUUUGAAGAAGAUUGAAACAAUUGACUCCUCCAACGCAUUUAAAUCUUGGAAAGCUUCUUUAACUUUAAAACCUUCUGUUUUAAAAAGAAACUUGGAACUUCAAUCUAUUGCAGAUUUUGUUUCUUCUAUAGACAAAAAAAAAGGUGAAACUUGUCAAACUGCUUUUGAGCAUUUGCUUGGUAUUUCAAAAACAAAAAGAUCUUUUAAUAGAAGAAUUACAAAAAAUAGUGUUAAAGCACCUGAGACCCGUAAUGCUGCUGCAAAUGAUGCAGAACCUGAAACCAGUAGUUGUUUUUCAGGAAAUGGAAAAAUAAUUGUUAUGAAAAUUUACCCUGAAAUCAAGUUAAUAAAAGAAUUAAAUGUUGGCGAUAAAGUUUUAUCAUUUGAAACCAAAACUAAGAAAUUUAUAUACUCCACAGUGUACAUGUUCGCACACAAAAAUGAGACCAAAAAGAUGAAUUUUCUCAAAAUAAGUUGCAAAAAUGGAAGUUCUGUCACUCUUUCACCAAAACAUCUUGUUUAUACUGAUCAUUAUAAUGUAAAACAUGCUGACCAAAUAAAAAUAGGCAACGGAAUAUGGACAACAAGUAUCGACAAUUCAGAGGAAAUGAAUUUAUGCAAGGUUGAUGCAAUUAAAUUAACAAAAUCAGUUGGGUUUUACGCUCCUUUAACUAUGAGUGGAAACAUUAUUGUAGAUGGCGUUUUAUCCAGUUGCUAUGCUAACGUAAAAGAUGUCUCUUUACCCGGUUUUGGUAGAAUUUCUGGCCAAGUUAUUGCGCAUUUUGGUACGGCUCCUUUAAGAGUAGCAUGUUUGGUUUUUCGAAAAAAAUUUCAAACAAACGAAGAAAUGCCGAAGUAUAUAGUAGCCCUUAACCAAUUAGGAAAGAGAGCCAACUUAGUCUCCAAACCGUAGUUGAUGUAGUUUUCUAAGUUAAAUUUUUAAGAUUAGUAUUUUUCUAAAAUAUUGUAAGUAUGUUAAAUUAUGUAAUGAAUUAUUAUAAUAAAUAAUAAUUUUAUAAUGUGUAAAAAUGAUUAGAAUUAAAAUCAAAUUUUAUUAAAAUUUAUUUUCUAUUUUUUAUUAUAUUCAGAUUUUUAUACUAAAAUUUAAAUUAAAAUUGAUAGCGAGUCUUAGAUGAGAAAAUUGAUUGGUUAAGCGAGUCUUAGAUGAGAAAAUUUAUUUUUCUCUUUUGUGUCAUCAAAUCACCCAGAAUAACAAUUUUUGUGAAUCUUAUUAAAGGUAU